Lichtheimia ornata is the source of this 1209-nucleotide messenger RNA. RefSeq lists its product as uncharacterized. NCBI's taxonomy places the organism in Eukaryota, Fungi, Mucoromycota, Mucoromycetes, Mucorales, Lichtheimiaceae. The record is from RefSeq and is a predicted model, not a curated record. Gene Ontology annotation, cellular component: cytoplasm; nucleoplasm. Gene Ontology annotation, biological process: protein ubiquitination; positive regulation of DNA-templated transcription; ubiquitin-dependent protein catabolic process. Gene Ontology annotation, molecular function: ubiquitin protein ligase activity. The transcript is spliced from 6 exons. The coding region runs from base 1 to 1209 and encodes 402 amino acids.
AUGUCCACCACCGUACAACAACCCAUGCCACGCUAUUUUUGCUAUGCUUGCAAUGACGAAGUUCCUAUCUACAUGACUCCUGAUCCCACGUGUCAACGCUGCAAUGAUCAGUUUGUACAAGAAGUUGAGUCUGGCAGCAACGACCCGCGUAGGUUCUUCGCAAGGGGUGACGAUGAUAAUGAUGAUGAUGAUGAUGUCAAUACUACAAGGAGACGACGCAUGCGACCCACAGGUUUCUCGCCCUUUGACAGUGUCGAAGCUGAAUUCUUUGCCUUUGCUCGACAAUCUUUUGAUGAUCGUGAUCAUCAUCAUCAGCAAGAAAGAUCCUAUAUCAUGUCACCCACCAUGGAUCCUGAGAUGCUACCAGAAUCGGUUCGUAAUUGGAUGUCAUCCAUAUUCGACACCUCAACGCUAGGACGAGGAGAGCCACCCUAUAACCUUUAUUCUGGAACGACCCACCAUCAUCGAGAGACCAUGAAUGACCAUAAUAAUCCAUCAUUUCAAACACGAUCAACCGCCGCGACCACCGAAAAUGAGCAGCUUCGUCCCAAUGUCUUUCACAGCGCUUUAUUUCAGUUCCUGCAUGGGAUGGUGAUGCCAAAUGAUGGUUUUGCAAGCAACCUUGACGACUAUGUUUUCUCUCAAGAUGCUCUCGAUCAAAUCAUGACGCAACUGAUGAGUCAAAGUAAUGGCAACGCACCCCCACCGGCGCCUGCCAAUGUUAUUGAGUCGUUGCCUACACGGAAGCUGAAUCAAAAGGAAAUUGCUGAAAAGGCGGAUUGUGCAGUCUGCAAAGAUGAAUACGAGCAAGAGGAUCAUGUGAUUGAACUUGAAUGCAACCAUGGUUUCCAUCCCGAUUGUAUCAAACCAUGGCUCAAGAUCAAUGGAACUUGUCCUGUAUGUCGCAAAGUGAUUGAUGGCUCCAAAGAUAAGCAAGAUAGCAAUGGCAACAAUAAUAGUAGUAACAACAACACUGCGGGUGGUGGUCGAGCAGCAUCAACAAGUACAAACACGAUAUCCGCUUUAUUUGAUACCACACGUCGACUUUUUGGUCAUGGGACAUCAUCAGAAACACGCCAUAACACCACCACUACUAGUACCAUGCCUGGUUCCUUUAUCAACACAAAUCAUCAACACGAGACUCCUACUCCUCGACGACAACGCAGAUUUGACCCCAAUUCGGAUUACAUGAACCUUGAUCUCGAUUAG